Messenger RNA from Phytophthora infestans T30-4, 3551 nucleotides. RefSeq lists its product as uncharacterized. The coding region runs from base 24 to 3551 and encodes 1175 amino acids. Gene Ontology annotation, molecular function: protein binding. Lineage: Eukaryota; Oomycota; Peronosporomycetes; Peronosporales; Peronosporaceae. The transcript is spliced from 11 exons. The record is from RefSeq and is a predicted model, not a curated record.
GACACGAAUUGCGCAUCCGACCCAUGCCUCUCCUCGGCAGCGACAGUAGAGCGGAAACGCGCCGCGUAAACUUACCACGAGGGUCUGUAGAUGAUUUACAGCGUGGUGUAGGAUGUGUGGAGCUGCUGGCGCACUUGAGUAUUCCCGGGGUGAGCGACAAGAAGCCCUGCGCGUUCGUUGACGUGACUUUCCACCCCUUAAAGCCCUGGGUUGCUGCUAUUGAGCAAAAAGGCUGCGGGAUCGUAUGGGACUAUGAAACAGGUGACGUCGUCACGGAGUUCGAUCUAGGUGAAUCUCAAGUGCUGGACGACGAAGAAGCCCACGAGACGAGUGAGGAUGCAGCGGACGGCGCCGAAUCCACCGGUGCUUUCAACCCAACGACUCCAGCCAAGGGGUUAUUAAGUCGAGCCACAGCUUCUCCAUCUGCGAGAUCAGUGCAAGGAGCUGCAGCUGCUGCCAAGGGUUUAUUGUCUCCAACUGGUCCUUCUCUCAUUAAACCGAGACGACGUCCGUGUCUGCAGAUGCUUUUCUACGACCAUGAAGCUAUCGCCUGCACGACCCAAUUGCCAGCGUCUCGCACAUGUUUCGACGAAUGGCUCAUCAUCAUUUCACGAUCGCACAUCGUGAUUUGUGACCUUGAUCAGAACGGAGUGGUGCAUCACCUUGACCCGGAAGACUUACAUUGUGGUGUACCGAGUAGUGUAGCCAUAUUACCUUCCGGGCUUCUGGCGAUCGGCUGUCAAGACGGGAAAAUCCGGAUCUGGAGUCCAUGGCAGUCGAAAACGCAGCUUAUUCUGCUGACGACGCCACCGAUUUUGAUGAAGCGAAGCGGGAGUGGGUCUCUUCCGGGGGCUGAAACUCGUCUAAGCACACAGUUACACCAUCUUGCUUGUGCUACGUUGGAUGGACACGUUGUUACGUGGAGAGUAUCUCUAAACGCUUCUACUGCGAGCUGUGACUGUGUAAAGACGUCAGAAGUGGAACUCAGAGACGUGUUUAGACAAUUCGACACUGCGAACGGAGUGCACGAGCUCAAGUUUCAUCCGCUGCAUGACGUCAUGACUGCGGCUUGUCGUGACGGCACGAUAUUCUUCUUUGACGCUGCGCCGUUAUUGGACAGCAACAAACCCGCCACGCUCACUGGUCUUCUACCUAAUAGCAAGCUUCAAAGUCUAGUUGUUCUCCCUGGAGCUCAGAAAGGCUGCUUCAUGGCCCUUUCGACGUCCCCAUUGAACUCUACUCUGGUGGUUUCAGAAAUCGGAGUCAAAGGCCGCUACUCCGGGAAGGACAACGUGCCUACUAUCUUCACUGAGUAUAUGAGCAGCAACACCCAAGAGUCCAGAGAUUUACGAAUCUUUGUUAACCCGAUACCGCCCAAGAGACUGAAGAUGGCGUCUCUUACAAGUAGCGCUCGCAAUCCAGGAGAGUUGUGUUGCCUCACAAGCUACGGGUUACUUGUCCUCAAGACUAGCUUUUUAGCUGCCCCAACACCGAUUUUUAUUCCUCAAGGCACGAAGAACACUCCAGCGAUCGGAUUCCCUUCGUCUAUGGCAGUACGGCUGCGCGUUCUGGGAGAAACCCCAGAAGAUAAGCCGCAAGUUCAUGUUGUGCAGAACGGAGCUGAUGUUCAGACUCCCGCCACAAUCGAGCGUUCACGAGUUCCUCUGUUAGAGUACAGUCCCUGGCACAAUGGAUUCCUAGCUGCAAUCCUACCGAUGCGUGGCCAUCUCGAGAUCUUGCAAGUGGGAUUGAAGCCUGUGCCACCGAACGCAGUCGAUCUGGAGACGAUAUUUGUGUCUCACGCUUUUGGCUUUGCGUGGCAUCCGUCGCAACCACUAUUCGCCGUUCUAGCUCCAAACAAGGAGCUGGCUGGCAAGCUGACUCGAUCAAAUACUGCGUCUGCGAUUGUGCCGAACAAACGCUCGAGGUUUUUCUUUGGAGGUAGCAGAGCGUCUGCCGCAAGUGCAAUCGACGAACCGGAUGCCCGUCAACAACGAGCUGCUGCGAGAAGUCUGACGUUGACGAUCUACAAGAUCUCGGGAGAUGAUGCAGAGAUCGAAUUUGUCGAAACCAGUUUCGCAAGUGGAGACGACAAUUUGCUCCACGUUUUCUCUGGUCCACUACUCGGUGUGGUCAAAUACGUUGCUGAUGCUACUGCUAUCGAUCCGGCGCCAUUAGUUGCUGGUGGGGCGAUAGUGAAGCGAGCACGUGACAGCCCUGCGUCGCUUAGUCGAGUCCAACGCGCACAGUCAUUUAUGCUCGGUCUUAGUACGAUGUCGUCUCCGAAGAUGUCGGAUCUGAGACUCACAAUGAUGUCUCCAUCCCAAUCUCCAUCAGCUUCACCCACAGCAGUGAAUGUCGAGUCAAUGGACUCUGCAAGUGAUCUAACAAAAACGUUCUUGGAAUUCUACGAGUGGAGUCCCGUUACGGGGGGACUGGAAGGUGAAGCAGGACUACGAAAACUAUCUGGUGGGUUUGCUGUUGAUUGUCCUCUCAGUCUGGAAUGGGACACUACCACUCGCAGUCUGUGUGCACUCGUGUAUCCAACUUGCAUCAAAAUCUAUCGCUUCAGCGCUUCCAAUGAGCGGAAUAAACAACAGGAAGGAGAUUCGACUACUACGAUGAAGUUUCUGCAUGAAAUUCCAACCCCGACGACGGCACUUUCGUUGUAUUGGAUGCACCACACGCUGUUCUUCACCUCGGAAGACGAGGUAAAAUGUAGUUUGAUCUCACAAACGCGAUGCUUUACGCUAGCUCUAGCGUCUCGAUGGGUGCUGAACGAAGCGUCUUGUGCCACUCAAGUCAGUGACGACGACCUGAACCAGUACCCGAGACCUCAGAUAUUCCCAGCUGGGGCGACUACAAUCCUAGGUGUGCUGGAUCAAAAACUCGUAUUGGGGGGUCCACUGCAAGCUGUUCACAUCCUUGAUCUGUCAAACCGCGUUCUUCAAUGUGCACUGCUUGUGACGGCUGGGACGGUCGAGCGGGCUGCAGAACUUGCUCAACCGCUGUGUCGAGAUGCUACUGAAUGGCUGGGAGCUGUUUUCGAGGCGUUUGAUCAUGCGUCGGAAGCUUUACGGCUCUUACCGGGUCUCUCACUGUCGUUGAAAGUGAACAUAUGUAUCAAGCAUAAACUGUUGGAGCCUUUGACAAAGCUACUGGGCGAUCUCUUUGAUCAGGAGCGUGACUCGCUUGAUCUCACGGGUUCAUCACUCUUCCAGCGCGCUUGUAUCGCCCUUCAUCGUGGUGGGAUACAGGCACCUCUUAAGCAACUUGGCCCAGCUCUCCUGACUCGUAAACGUCACAAUGACGCCAUUUUCGUCGCCUCCUUGUUGCAGAAUGAUGAGCAACUCAUUCAAGCGUACGCGUCAGCUGAAGAGUGGGGGGCUGCUUUCCAUGCUAAGAUCAAGACCUCAGCCACGAUGUCAGCUCCAAACACGAUACUGACUAAGUGGAAUGCCAGUGUUGCACAACCUACUGCAGCCUGGAGAACGGUACUCGAAAAACAAGGAAUUCGACCUCCCACAACUGUGAAGCUUGAAACUUCGUAG